This is a messenger RNA of Closterium sp. Naga37s-1, 1242 nucleotides long. The record is from the annotation of a GenBank genome assembly. Lineage: Eukaryota; Viridiplantae; Streptophyta; Zygnematophyceae; Desmidiales; Closteriaceae.
AUGUACUUGGGACCAAGCGCGGAUCACAAGGCAUGGCGUGUGUGGGACUUGGAGCACGGGAAGCUCGUGGUGUCACGCGACGUGGUGUUGUAUGAAGACACCUUCCUGUCCAAGUCCAUGAACGUGCCCUCGGUCAUCAUCAUCUCUCCUCCCUUGGAUGUCGCGGAUGAGGCGGAUGAAGCUCCUAGGGGUUCUCCUCCUUGUACGAAUGAUGGGGAGAAUGGAUCGGGUGCGGUUGGAGUGAGUGGGGAUGAAGGAAAUGCCAAGGAAAGUGAGCCUUCAUCUCCUCCUCCUCCUAUCACUCCCACCCUCGCAUCCACUCGCACUCGGAGGAAACCUCAUCCCAACUCCAAGUAUGAUGGCUAUUCUCUUGUGGCGGGGGACGAUGAGGGAGGGGGAGAUGCUAUGUGUCUUGAGGCAUACACCGACACCCCGUCCACCUACCAAGGCGCCAUGAGCUCGGCGGAAGCGGCGGAAUGGGAACCGGACAUGAAGACGAAGCUUGCCGCCGAAUUCUCCAUGCGUGACCUCGGCGCCGUCUCCCACUACCUAGGGAUGCACAUCGAUCGUGAUCGAGGGAACAAGACCCUCGCCCUCCACCAACACAAGUACUUGGAGAGUGUUGUGGAUCGUUUCGGCAUGAUCGAGAGCAAACCUACACCGACACCCGUGGAAGCGGGGUUUCAUCCCUUGACCCUAACCACCUUCAACAGCGGCGGCAUGGGCGGCGGCGGAAUGGGCAGCGGCGGAACUGGCGGCGGUGGCAUGGGCGGCGGCGGAAUGGGCGGCGGCGGAAUUGGCGGAGGCGGAAUGGGCGGCGGAGGAAUGGGCGGCGGCGGUAUGGGCGGUGGCGGAGUGGGCGGCGGAGGAAUGGGCGGAGGAAUGGGCGGACCUGGUUCCUCUGCUCCCGGAUCGCAAUCAGCCAUGGGUCCUGGAGGGAACAUGGGUGGCGGCGGAAUGGGCGGCGGCGGAACGGGCGGCGGAAGAAUGGGCGGCGGCGGCAUGGGCGGAGGCAGCAUGGGUGGCGGCGGAAUGGGCGGCGGAGGAAUGGGCGGUGGCGGUAUGGGCGGAGGCGGCAUGGGUGGUGGCGGAACGGGCUGCGGCGGCAUGGGAGGGGGCAUGGGUGGACCUGGUUCCUCUGCUCCCGGAUCACAAGCAUCCAUGGGUCCUGGGGGAGGCAUGCGCGGGGGGGGUAUGGCCGGCGGAGGCAUGGGCGGUGGAGGCAUGGGCGGGUCAGGGUAG